AUGGAAUGCUUCCGACAGAUAUUCCGGUGCGCAAGAGCGCCUUUCAAACGCGAGAAAGGAAGAGUCAUUGAAAUCGGUCCUCCAACCAACUUUCGGAAAGAAGAGUUGCCUGCCUGCUUCUCUGAUGCCGAGUCAGUCCUUUCGCCCAACCAAGAUACGACAGAGCGAUCAGAUCUGACAACCCAAUCACAGGACCCUGACGUCACAAGACAGUCACAUAACGACCGUGGAGAAGGACGAAACAACGAUCGAGAUGACGCCGCUAUCGCCGUCGACCAGGGACAGGGUCCAAAGUCAUGUCCGCCGGAUGAGCGCGCGGCUAUCACAAAGCGCAUCUGCAAGCGCAUGAAUGUCUCUCGCUGGUGGAAUCCGAGUUCGACAUCACGCGAUGAGAAGAAGACUUCGGACGAUUUGAUCGGGAUGAAAGAGAUCCGGUCAGAUUAA
This is a messenger RNA of Penicillium salamii, 444 nucleotides long. The record is from the annotation of a GenBank genome assembly. NCBI's taxonomy places the organism in Eukaryota, Fungi, Ascomycota, Eurotiomycetes, Eurotiales, Aspergillaceae.